UACAGCCAACUAACAUGGCAACACUGCACACCUAUGAUGUGAUAGUGAUCGGUCUCGGCAUCUCCGGUACGACAGCGCUGGCGCAGCUGGCCCGUGGGGGCCUGUCGGUUCUGGGGCUGGAGGCUACAGACCGCGUCGGGGGAAGAGUGAAGACAGUUGAGUUUGGAGAUGGGGUGGUGGAACUUGGCGCUGAGUGGAUCCACGGAACAGUGAACAACAGAAUCUACGACAUCGUCCUCUCCGUCGACCAGCCGGUCGCACCGCAAGACCUCACAUUCAGGGUCUACCGCAGCGACGGAACCCGCGGCGACGACGCUCUAGUCAACUCGCUGGUCGACUACUGCGUGGGCGGACUGUGGAACCCCAACGCGGAGGCGGCGGAGGGACUGGGGGACUACGUUCCCUGCGACGAUGCUCUAGUCAACUCGCUCAUGGACUACUGCGCGGGCGGACUGUGGAGCCCCAACGCGGAGCAGGCGGGACUGGGGGACUAUGUCGUGAGGGAAUGCAACAAAUACAUCCAAGCCAACCACCCCGGCCUCCUAAAAGACACAGACUUCAUAACAGAGUUCUAUGAAUUCGCAAAUCUCCUAAUGAACAACUACGAGUCUUCCAACGACUGGAACGACGUGACCACCUCGUCCACGUAUGAAGACCUGGACGGGGAACAGCACAUGUCGUGGCAGAGACAAGGGUUUAAGACGCUGUUUGAUAUUGUUUUGAAUAAACACAACAACGGCCCCGGCAUCCCCGGCGCCGACAUGCAGUUCAACAAGCCCGUCACACAGAUCAAGUGGAGUAAAAACCCUGCAGAGCCUGUACUGGUGUCGUGUGCGGACGGUCAUCAGUACAGAGCCAAGACCGUGCUAGUCACGGUGUCAGUCGGAGUUCUAAAGGAGAGACACAUGAAGUUAUUUGACCCGCCGCUCCCAGAACACAAGGUGGAAGCCAUAGAGACACUCUCCAUCGGAGUCAUGGACAAGAUCAUCCUGUCGUUCGCGGCGCCGUGGUGGAGCGAGGGCGAGAGCUUCAUCGGGUUCAUUUGGCGGACUGAAGAUAAGGUACGUGUCCCGGCGGAGGACUACUGGACGACGCGCAUAUUCGGCGCGUCCCCGCCGCGCGGCGCCGGCAACGCGCUCACGCUGUGGACCAGCGGGGAGGUGGCUAAACUGGUGGAGACACUGCCCGAGGACGUGGUGAAGAGGAAAGCCGUGGACCUGCUGAGAAGGUUCAUUGGAGAUAAAGUUACUGAACCUACUGGGAUGAUCAGGUCCACCUGGUACAGCAAUCCGUACACCAGAGGGAGCUACACAUUUGACAACAGGAUGCGGCACCAGCACCCGCGCGCCCGGACCUAUCUCGCUGAGCCCGUGCUGGACUCCGCUAACAGACCUAAGCUUCUCUUCGCGGGUGAAGCAACAAACGAGACCCACUUCUCGACAGUUCACGGCGCCUACGAGACGGGAGUGAGAGAGGCGAGCCGUCUGCUGGGGGUCAAGAGCAAGAUAUAAAACUCUUCGAAACUAUUUACUUCAAGAAAGUGUGA
Plutella xylostella (diamondback moth) is the source of this 1546-nucleotide messenger RNA. NCBI's taxonomy places the organism in Eukaryota, Metazoa, Arthropoda, Insecta, Lepidoptera, Plutellidae. The record is from RefSeq and is a predicted model, not a curated record.